CCCAUGACUUCACAUGUAUUUAUGUUAGGCUAUCGCUACAGUGUUGUUAGAAUAAGUAAAUUAAAGUAAAAUUUUGUUCAAAUUACAUAAAAUAAAAAGCUUUAACGACUGACAAAGAGAAGAAGCAUAUGUAAACAGUUAAACGCGGAUAACGGCACACGUGUGGAGUUGAGUGGUAUGGCAGGCAGCUCCACAGCAGAGAGACACUUCAGGUUUGUGGUUGUAGGUGGUGGAAUCGCAGGGGUCACCUGCGCGGAACAGCUGGCAUUCCAGUUUCCAGAUGAGGAUGUUGCUCUUCUCACAGCCGCUCCACUGGUGAAGACCGUCAGCAAUUUUAAACAGUUAUCUAAGACCCUGGAGGAAUUUGAUGUGGAAGAGCAACCGUCCAGCGUCUUAGAGAAGAAAUAUCCCAACCUGAACGUUAUUCAUUCAGCGGUCAGAGUUCUCCACGCAGAGCAACAUAAGCUGCAGACUGAAGAUGGUCAGAUCUUCCACUAUGAGAAGCUGUGUUUGUGCACCGGUGCCAAGCCUAAACUCCUCAUCAGGGACAACCCUCAUAUACUGGGCAUACGUGACACUGACAGUGCUCAGGAAUUUCAGAAGCACUUAGCGAAAGCCAAGCGCAUGGUGGUUGUUGGAAAUGGUGGAAUUGCGCUGGAGCUUGUGUAUGAAGUGGAGGGCUGUGAAGUGAUCUGGGCGAUAAAGGAUAAAGCUAUAGGAAAUACAUUCUUUGACGCUGGAGCUGCUCAGUUCCUCAUCCCCUCGUUGGAGGCAGAUAAACCGGAGAAAGCUUUACCCUGCAAGAGGGCACGCUACACCACCCACGGGACUGCCAAACCUAAAGCAGGUUCAUCAGAGCUUGGUAGUGCGUUAGGUCCAGACUGGCACCAGGACAUCACUCUCAGAGGGGCAGAGGAGACGUCUCACAGAGUUCAUGUAGAGUACGAGUGUGAGAUUGAAGCGAUACUCUCACAGCAGGAGUUCGUGCAGUCACCACUUAAUGCACAGAACCCUGAUUCAGGUGUGUGGCCAGUUUAUGCUCAGUUAACCAAUGGAAAGACGUAUGGCUGUGACUUUAUCGUCAGUGCUACAGGCGUGGUACCGAACAGCCAACCAUUUCUACAUGGAAACAAUUUUGAUUUAGGGGUGGGUCAGGGCCUGAAGGUCGAUGAUCAGAUGAGGACGUCUGAACCAGAUGUGUAUGCAGCUGGAGACGUGUGCAGUGCAGGCUGGGAACCCAGUUCCCUCUGGCAGCAGAUGCGGUUAUGGACUCAGGCGCGGCAGAUGGGUUUCUACGCUGCACGCUGCAUAGCUGCUCAUGUUCAGGAGGAAAAAAUCGAACUGGACUUCUGCUUCGAGCUCUUCUCUCACAUCACCAAGUUCUUUAAUUAUAAAGUGGUGCUGCUGGGGAAGUUUAACGCUCAGGGACUGGGUUUGGAUCACGAGCUGCUGGUGCGCUGCACUAAAGGCCUGGAGUAUGUGAAGGUGGUGAUGAGCGGCGGGCGCAUGGUGGGCGCCGUCCUGAUUGGAGACACCGACCUGGAGGAGACCUUUGAGAACCUGAUCCUAAACCAGAUGGACCUGUCGGCAUACGGAGAGAACCUGCUCAACCCAGAUAUCGACAUCGAGGACUAUUUCGACUGAAUUACACUGAUUUAGGGUGGUGUAGAUCAGAGAACGUGUGCUGAAGGUAAAUUAAUUGCACUAAUUAAUACAAUAUUGUGUGAUCAGGGGCCGAUUUCAUUUAGGCCACACAGGACAGACGGCAUUGGAGAAAGCUGACCCAUCUGUGCAGCCAACAAUUACAAAGUGAUGAUGGCGUAGUGACAUGGCAUGACAAUCGAUACAAUAAGUUGUGGGUUUACUUAAAGCAGAGAUUUGGUCCUAUUAUAUUGAACAUGGGUGAAUUUUAUAUAUAUAUAUAUAUAUGUAAUAUAAAAAUCUAUGGUAAUUGACAGCACCAUUUUUAAAACCAUGGCUGUAUGUAGCAAGAUCAAUUACAGACAUUAAAUCCUCUCUGUCCAUCAGGGUGUAAACUGUUUAUGGCCAAUACUGUAAACACACUACAUGGCCAAAAGUUUUUGGACCCUUGACCUUAAGGUUGAUGAACAUCUCACUUCAAAAACAAUAAUAAUAAAAUACAGUGUCCUCUCAGUGAUAACUGAAGUAUGUCUGUAGGAAUUUGUGCUCAUUCAUUCAAAAGAGCAUUUGUAUGGUCAAGAAAGCCUCAACUGAUGCUCAGUUGAUGUGCAGACCACUGGAGUUUCUUUAAACCGAGCUUUUCCUCAUGUUUUUUUUAUAGUUUGCUCUAAGCAAAGGGGCACAAUCAUGCUGGAACAGAAAUGAGACGCACAGUUGGAAGCAUUUAAUUUUCUUGAUGUAAUGUUAGCAAUGACUUCAAUUUAGACAGUUGCCUAACAACUAAUUUAUUCUAAAAAUGUUGCAUUUGUUUGAAAGAAUGUUAUCAGAUGAGAUAAGGUUCAUGGUGAAGGUACGGAGCUUCCUAAAAUUCUGAGUGACAAUAAACACAAAUGAUGUGA
Trichomycterus rosablanca is the source of this 2540-nucleotide messenger RNA. RefSeq names its product pyridine nucleotide-disulphide oxidoreductase domain 1 (gene pyroxd1). Gene Ontology annotation, molecular function: oxidoreductase activity; flavin adenine dinucleotide binding. The record is from RefSeq and is a predicted model, not a curated record. The transcript has 13 exons. The coding region runs from base 178 to 1644 and encodes 488 amino acids. NCBI's taxonomy places the organism in Eukaryota, Metazoa, Chordata, Actinopteri, Siluriformes, Trichomycteridae.